Molecule: messenger RNA, 6091 nt
Organism: Cynoglossus semilaevis (tongue sole)
Lineage: Eukaryota; Metazoa; Chordata; Actinopteri; Pleuronectiformes; Cynoglossidae
Product: metabotropic glutamate receptor 4-like
Exons: 11
Coding region: 899-3652 (917 amino acids)
Biological process (GO): G protein-coupled receptor signaling pathway
Cellular component (GO): membrane
Molecular function (GO): G protein-coupled receptor activity
Source: RefSeq, a predicted model, not a curated record
UUUUGAAGGAGAUACAAUGUGUGACGCCUGAAUAUGAAGGAGGGAGAUUUUCAGCCGUGCGCCGGUGGGAGGGCAGAUCGUAGAAGCAGGAGGGGAAGGAGCAGUGGAGGCAGAAAAGUAGGAAAUCUCUGCAAACCCCGGAGUCUCAUUCAGCACCAGGCGUCAGUGGACAGCUCCCGAGCAGCGCAGGAAGCAGAGAUUGGUUCAAACGUUCAGUCUGGGAGUAAAACGCGUUUCAGCACAGCUGCACCUGCACACUCUCCACCGCUGUCUUCUCUCCCUCCUUCUCCAUUUCUUCUUCUUCUUCUUUUUUUUUUCCUCUUCAAUUUCCAUCUGUGUGGCGGGUUCGACGAGCCGCGUUCAAACUGCGGGCGAGAGCAGAGCUGACUGGAGCCAAACAAAGACGCAGAAAGAGGACGCAGGGGGAGAGAAGAAGAAGAAGAAGAAGAAGAAGAAGAAACUGGAUGUGCAGAAGUUCUCUUCCCACACUUUGGACUCACUCUUCUGAGGAGGAUUGAAAGGAUCCAUCUUUCCACCUGCACAAAAACGACUGAUCGCUCUGAAUCCAUUUUACCAAAAGGACCAAACUGGAUCAGAUUUAUUCUUCCCCACUGUUUAGUUACUGCCAGUAGCCACGACUGUAAGGACCGACAGGAGACGGAGGCACAGAAGGUGAAAAAGAGGGAAAAGGAUAAAGAGAGCAAAGCAGCGUAAUUAGUAUGACCAUGUUUGUGUCACAGCCGCAACCAACGAGAGGCCACUUUUGAAGAUGCCACUGCUGUGAACAUUACCGGGUGCUAACCUUCGGCACAUUUGCAUGUGCGUUUAUUCAGAAGUACAUCUCUUUCAAUUUCAAAGGACAGGGAUUUGUGUUUGGAUGCAGAUUUAGCCUUUCAUUAUGACUCUGCGAGGCGGCUCUGAGAGUGUGUGGCUUGGCUGCCGUGGGGGAGUUUGCUCCAGGGUAUUGCUGCUGGCUUGUUAUUUCUUGAUUGCCUUGGCAGCCAAACCAAAAAUGCCAGGCCACACGCACCUCAAUUCAAUACGCAUUGAUGGGGACAUAUCUCUGGGUGGACUGUUUCCAGUGCACGCACGGGGGAACGACGGCAAAGCCUGCGGGGAGCUGAAGAAGGAGAAAGGGAUCCAUAGGCUAGAGGCCAUGCUAUUUGCUCUGGAUCGGAUCAAUAACGACAACGAGCUACUGCCUAAUAUCACUCUGGGGGCGCGUAUCCUGGACACGUGCUCUCGAGACACCCAUGCUCUGGAGCAGUCGCUGACUUUUGUUCAGGCGCUGAUUGAAAAAGACUCCACUGAUGUCAAGUGUCUGAGCGGAGGGCCGCCCAUCAUCACUAAGCCUGAGAGAGUGGUGGGAGUGAUCGGUGCGUCGGCCAGCUCCGUGUCCAUCAUGGUGGCCAACAUUUUGCGUCUUUUCAAGAUUCCUCAAGUGAGCUACGCCUCCACAGCUCCAGAACUGAGCGACAACACGCGCUACGACUUCUUCUCCCGGGUCGUGCCCCCCGACACCUACCAGGCCCAGGCCAUGGUGGACAUCGUGAAGGCCAUGCGCUGGAACUACGUCUCCACCGUAGCUUCGGAGGGAAACUACGGAGAAAGUGGCGUGGAUGCCUUUAUUCAGAAGUCUCGUGAGGACGGUGGCCUGUGCAUUUCUCAGUCGGUGAAAAUUCCACGUGAACCCAGAGCUGGAGAAUUCGACAAGAUUAUCCGCAGGCUGAGUGAAAACCCAAACGCCCGUGUGGUUAUUAUCUUUGCCAACGAGGAUGACAUCAGACGACUACUUCAAGCUGCAAAGAAAGCCAAUCAAACAGGUCAUUUCAUCUGGGUGGGUUCAGACAGCUGGGGCUCCAAAAUCACUCCUAUUCUCAACCAGGAAGAGAUGGCGGAGGGAGCAGUCACCAUCCUGCCAAAGCGUCAGUCCAUCAAAGGUUUCGAUCGCUACUUCAUCAGUAGAACAUUGGAGAACAACAGGAGGAAUAUCUGGUUUGCUGAAUUCUGGGAGAAUAACUUUCAGUGCAAGCUUAGCCGCCAUGCUGUGAAGAAAGGAUCUGGCAUCAAGAAAUGCACAAAUCAUGAGCGGAUCGGGAAAGAUUCCUCCUACGAGCAGGAGGGAAAAGUGCAGUUUGUCAUCGACGCCGUCUACGCCAUGGCUCACGCUCUACACAACAUGCACAAGGAUCUCUGUCCUGGGAAAGUCGGGCUUUGCCCCAAGAUGGACUCCAUCAACGGCACGCUGCUGCUCAAGUACAUUCGCUACGUCAACUUUACAGGAAUUGCUGGCACACCGGUGGUCUUUAACGUCAACGGAGACGCUCCCGGCCGCUACGAAAUCUACCAGUACCAGAUCGCAAAUAACACAGCAGAGUACAAAAUCAUAGGACACUGGACAGAUCAGCUUCACUUGGAUAUCCCUGAUAUGCAGUGGCCGGGAGGAACACAAGACACCCCUUCCUCUAUCUGCAGCCAACCCUGUCGACCCGGACAGCGCAAAAAGACGGUGAAGGGGAUUCCAUGCUGCUGGCACUGCGAGAACUGUGACGGUUACCAGUACCAGGCGGACACUCACACCUGUAAGAUGUGUCGCUUCGACCUGCGGCCUAAUGACAACCACACUGGAUGCGUUCCAAUUCCCAUUGUCAAACUGGAGUGGAGUUCCCCGUGGGCCGUCAUCCCCGUCCUCAUCGCCGUCCUGGGCAUCAUGGCUACAGUGUUUGUUGUUGCUACGUUCAUACGCUACAAUGACACGCCCAUCGUUAAGGCGUCGGGUCGAGAGCUGAGCUACGUGUUGCUGACAGGAAUUUUCCUCUGCUACGCUACGACAUUCCUCAUGAUCUCCACCCCUGACGUGGUUGUAUGCUCGCUCAGAAGGAUUUUCCUGGGCCUGGGAAUGAGUAUCAGUUAUGCAGCGCUGCUCACAAAGACAAAUCGGAUCUUUAGGAUUUUUGAGCAGGGCAAGAUGUCCGUCAGCGGCCCCCGGUUCAUCUCCCCUGCGUCCCAGCUGGUCAUCACAUUCAGCCUGAUAUCAGUGCAGCUCCUCGGAGUGUGCAUCUGGUUUGGGGUCGACCCAUCACAGGCCAUCAUCGACUACCAGGACCAGCGAACCUCCAAUCCUGACAUGGCCCGAGGGGUCCUGAAGUGUGAUAUUUCAGACCUGUCCCUGAUCUGCCUGCUGGGUUACAGCAUGCUGCUGAUGGUAACCUGCACGGUUUAUGCUAUCAAGACCAGAGGUGUUCCCGAGACAUUCAACGAAGCCAAGCCCAUCGGCUUCACCAUGUACACCACCUGCAUCGUGUGGCUGGCUUUCAUCCCCAUCUUCUUUGGAACUUCACAGUCAGCGGAAAAGAUGUACAUCCAGACAACAACCCUGACCAUCUCUGUAAGCCUGAGUGCGUCCGUCUCUCUGGGACUGCUCUACAUGCCCAAGGUUUACGUGGUUCUUUUCCGUCCGGAGCAGAACAUGCCCAAACGCAAGCGCAGCCUGAAGGCUGUCGUCACUGCAGCCACCAUGCCCAACAAGUUCAACCCCAAAGGUGGCCUGAGGCCCAACGGGGAGGCCAAGUCCGAACUCUGUGAAAGUCUCGAAACACAAGUGCUGGCCUCCAAGCAGACCUACAUCAGCUACAGCAACCAUGCCAUCUGAGACAGUGGACGGGACGGAAGGACGGAAGGACGGAAGGAAGUGAAGACUACCUGAGGAGAACUCACCUGAUACUUUGGGAAAACGGAGAAAAGAAAAAAAAAAAACACCGAAAGACUUAAAAGCUUCUACAGAAGGUUGGGGGGUUGGGAGGAGGUGGAGAGACGGGAAUUUAUCGUUGUAAAAAAAAAAAAUUAAAAAAAAAUCGAAAGGAUGUCAUAUUUUUCUAGAGUAUAAGGUAUAUGGUGGAAAUGCCAAACUUGGGGAAAAGUGCGUGUCGUCGGAAGGAGCUGGGAGAUAUCGGGAGAUCGGACGGUUGAUUUUCCUCUCCCCUUCCUCCGAAAGACACAAAUAAGUGUUGAACAGUGAGGAUUCCAGAUGCAGACUGGAUGAGCCUCACAGAGUCUACAGUGUCUUUCUGAAAUGUAUAGCACAUGUUGUCAGUUCUCUCCGAGGCUGAUUUAUUUUUCACAUUUCAACCAAAAAAAAAAAAAAGAAAAAAAAGUGGGAAAUAAGUGUUCGCUUUUCCUCUUCUCCAAAUGCAGUUUACAAGGUCAAGCAGUAUAAAAUCUAUUGAUUAUUUUUAGCAACUGGUAUUACUGGAGUAUAAAGCUGCAGUACUCCCCAGACUGUACAUGCCUUAUUAAAGUACCAUCAGUAUUUCCACAUAACUAACAACAUCUAAAUCGCCCCCAGCAGGUGGCGACGCCAGGUUUUUGUUUUAAUUCCAGUUUCGUGUUUACGUUUAGUUUCGUGACAAUACGCCAACGUUUUUUUUCCCAAAUCUAGUGUACAGUCCCCAAGCAUGUUCGUGGGAGCACCAUGUGUACCGUGCCGUGUUGUCAACGUCUAUGGAAUGCAACGAUUGUCAUGGUUGUCAUUCACAGUGAAAAUGUCAUUUUGAACCACAAACCACCCGUGUUUUAAUUAAAACACGACAGGAGCCAAACACCCUUUAAAUGUCCUAAAAAAAAAAAACUACACACUUAAAACAUGCCAGAUCUUUUGCUCUUUUAUACUUCACACACACUGAUGCUGUUUCAGUUUAACAAACGUAAUUACUCAUUAAGAAAUGCAACAUAUUACCCAAACAGGGGGUGCCAAAAAUCUAAUCAUCCAAGGUUUCUAUUUACCCCCCGUGUGUUUCCGUGUUAACUUGAUGCUGAGCUCAGUAAAAAUCUGACUACGAAAAGGAAAAACCCGACAAAUCAGUCUCUUGUCAUAGAAGAUUCAUUCUUGAAAACCAGGCAAUUGAUUUUCUGCUUUGUUAGGAACAACUUUCCAGGGUGAGACCAGUGUUUUGUGCCACAGUAGUUGCAGUGUUUUCUGUGUUUUCUGUUUUUUUGUUUUUUUUUGCCGGGGUGUUCCCCCACUGUUAGGAGAAUAUUGACACUGCUGCAAAAAUGAAAGUUCUGUUCAUUACUUUGGGUGCAGAAUUACCCUCAUGCGGCUGCUCAGCUUGACGACCAAUUUAAGAGAUGUUGCGAGGACAGCUCUAUCAAAACGCGAGGAACAGCUACAGUAAUUCCAUGUCACGGCGAACUCAGCACGAUUGUUGUGUCUUUUUGUUAAACUCUGCAGUCUGUCCAUUUGUCUUCGUCUUUUUCUCCUACCCAAAAAUAAGUCCAAUCUAUAUUUAAAAGUGUGCAUCGAAUCAAGUAUCGAAUUAAAUCAUAAAAUCCGAAGCUUGAAUCAGACUAAUUUAACUAUUACUUAUUUGAUUUAAUGACUACGUAGCAGACUCGCGAUGAUGUCAUAAACCUCCACAGAGAUCACGAGAGCCGAACCACAUUAGACAAAGACAUUAAGGCUAGUUUAGUGCUACUGACGGUUCGACCCCCGAGACAUGUCUGGUGUCUCUCAGUGACAGCUGUCAGGUAAAAAGAUGAUGCUGCUUUUUUUUUUUUUUUUUUCCAAUUCCAGAAGUCACUCAGUAAAGGCAGGACAGUCGGUCAGACCACCGCAGGGCCUCACAUACAGACCAUAAUAACCAUUCACUCUCACUGUCGUCUGAUGUAAAUGUUUUCAACGCUGCGGUGACAGUUAACCUCUGGGUGAGAAAAUAUCGACAGUAUGCUGCGUAGCCUCACCGUGACAGUAGCAUAACUUCAUCUAGACAUUAUUAGGACUUUUCAAACUGGUGAGGCCUUUAAGUCAAUGCUAUGAUACCAUGACAAGUAGAAUACCAAGACAACCUGAAUAUUGUCAACCAAAGGCAAUGGAACAUACAAGGAACAAAGAAAACCUCAGACAGCAAUGUCCUUGAGGUCUAUUUAAUCUUUUUUUAUUAUUAUUAUUUAUCUCAAAAAUAUACUUUUCUCUACAUUAGCCAAGUUUGCUGAGGAAAAUGUGGCAUCAGAUAUAAGGUUCUGCAGGCCAUGUUCUAAGCAGGAAUCGGAAGCUAUGAUUUAGAAAGUGUCAGCAAAUGAGUUAUGGCUAAGG